This is a messenger RNA of Homarus americanus (American lobster), 5165 nucleotides long. RefSeq names its product beclin-1-like protein (gene Atg6). Gene Ontology annotation, cellular component: phagophore assembly site; phosphatidylinositol 3-kinase complex, class III, type I; phosphatidylinositol 3-kinase complex, class III, type II. The record is from RefSeq and is a predicted model, not a curated record. Lineage: Eukaryota; Metazoa; Arthropoda; Malacostraca; Decapoda; Nephropidae. Bases 2197 to 3510 code for a protein of 437 amino acids. The transcript has 7 exons. Gene Ontology annotation, biological process: autophagy; cellular response to nitrogen starvation; autophagosome assembly.
GCCAGUGGAAAUAUUUUUAAUAUUUUUAUUUACCAUUUAUUCAGUAAUGUCGUAAUGCAUGUAGAGUCUGAUCCAAUAUGUGUAUAAACAGUUCAGGUACACAUAGUGGUUAAUGAAAUGAAGUAAAGCAAGAAAAACGUUUAAUUAUUAUUUUUGAGGUUCCACGUAUUGGGGUAUUCUUAAUAGGAAGGUUAAAAUAACCAAGUGAUUUUGGUUAUAUUUAUGUUCAUUUAUUUGUUAUGCAACUUUUCUAAUUUUUUUCUUUUAAUGUGCUCACCAGUAAUGGGGUCUUGAUACUACCAUACACAAUAUUUCUAACGAACUUUCCGUACCAAAUGUUUAGCAAUUAUUGACUUUCCAUUCUCAGUAUGACUUUUGGGUAUUUUUUCUACAAGUUGCCCCUAAUGUUCCACAAUAUUUUUGGGCCCAGUUAUAGGUAUGUCUCGUCAUUUCUAACAACUUAUCAUUGAAACAUUUCCAUCACAAAUGAUUCGUUUUCGAGAAAAUCACAUUAAUUUGUUACCUGAGUCCCCAGAGAGCUCCUGUGUGUUUGCAUGAUUGUUACUAGUUUGCAGUACACAUGCACUAUAGAUUGGUUAGGUUAGGUUAGUUGCUUCAAUACUGCACCAACUCUGUUGGGGGGGUCCUGGGGGUGGAGACACCCCAUCACUCAGGGGGCUUGGCUAGGUAAUAUAUAUAUAUUCUGAACAUUGGCGGUUAGGUCAGGAUGGGUUAACACAGAAACUGAUUUUGAUAUGAAACCUUGGUUUUUCCGAAGGGUUUUGGUGUGAUUCAUUCGAAUUUGAUAAUCUUUCACCAAAACUUGGCUUGGAUUUUCCAAUUUUGGCGUUUCUUUACUUGUUAAAAAUGGAAAUUCAUGCCAACUUUGGUCACUUAUAUAGCAUAUCACAUAGUCUUUGCAUUUCAACUUUAAAAAAUGCCUAUUUCCCACGGGUUCCCCAAGAUUGUCAAACUAAAAAACGAGUCAUAUGCAAUAGAAAUGAAGGUCAGAAUCGUUCAAAACACAUUAAAAACCAAUGGUAAAACUUAAGUUUUAUGUCCAAAACCAUUAUGGGCAACUUGUAAACAUUUAGCAACUUUUGGUGCAUAGCUUUAAAUUCAUGCCAGCAAAUGCGAAUUGUCUUAAAGGUGACGAUGGCAUGAUUUUGGUGAACCCAACCUCACCUCACCUCAUCUAACCUUACCUUACUUGACUAAAAGAUGCUCAAAGAUUGUUAAGUAAAUUUGGUUAAGUUUGGUUGCUUUACCGGUACGGUAAUACCCCCGUUAGCUGGAAUCCUUCUUAACCAUAACUCUCCCAUAACUGGAAUUGAAAUUUUCUGUGGGGCACAUUUUCUGUAAAAUUUCGAGAAAGUUUUCCCAGUACCCGGGAAAUUUCAGGGAUGAGGGAGCUUUUUCUGGGUUUUAGAGAUGAAAAUCAGGCGCAUUUUCUGGAAAUUCUGUGAAAAUUGAUCGGAACCCGAAAAAUUACAGGGAUGAGGGAAUAUUUUUCAGGGUUCAAGAGAUGAUGUAAUGUGCAAUUUUUGGAACUUCCGAAAAUAUUUGUCCGUAACCCAAUAAAUUCCGGGGAUGAGGGAAUUUUUUCCCAGCGUUAAGAGUCGUCUCGUUAUCCGGAAAUCUCUCAUUCCCGGAAGUCCUCUGCACCAACUGUUCCUGUUAGCAGAGAUGUCACAUAUAUUUUGGAAGAACUUACAUAUUUUUUCCUCAUUGUAUAUUUAGGCUAGAAUAUGUAAAAAAAAUAAGAGAAUAUUGAAAACAAUUAUGGCAGCUGUACGGUAUAGAAGUCACUACGUAAUUUACUUUGACUCUAGAACAUUAUUAACACCGUAGGAAACAUCUUUUCUGUCCUGAUUAAUAAGAAUGAAAUCAGAAACAACUUCAUGUGAUGAUGUAGAGACAUUCUAACUGUGUCCCAGCUGGUGAAGGUACAACUGUCCUGCCAGCAGAUGAUUGUUAAUUUAUUUUUUUAUUUAUAUAGUUUAAUCAUUUAUUGAUAUUUAUUGACUGGGUGCAAGGGAUGGGACCACUGGCAGUCACUUGUUUUACUUUUAAGUCUUGACAUUGAUAGGUGAUCUGAAACUCAUUUGAUUGCAAGAGAUAUGUAGUACCGUACUCGGGUGUAAAUGGUCUGGAUAUAAUAGUUAUGUUUCACAUUCAGUUAAAAUCUAUUACUUUAUGCUAUACCAAUCUUGUUUGAACAAGCACGAUAACACGAUGGAUCCUCGUGUCACAGUCAACUUUGUGUGCCAGCGUUGCCUGCACCCCAUACAGCUGGAUCCUGGGUUCUCGCACCUCAAUGAACACACACUUGCUGAACUUGCAUUGCCUAUAUACCCUGGGGAGGAAGUAGAGUUUGACCCAUCGGUGGUAGAUAAGCUGGUGCCGCCCCUUCAGCUGACUGAUUCUGGUCACCACCCUCAUGGCUUCACCCUCGUUGGAGAAUCAGGUGACACUGAGAAGACACAACCUCUUAAGGUAGCUACGGGGCUGUAUGACUUGGUCAGCUCAAACAGCGACAUCGACCAUCCUCUCUGCGAAGAAUGUACAGAUGCUCUCCUGGACUUGAUGGAUACAACACUGUCCAGGACUCAGAGACAGGCACACAUGUCCCAGCAGUUACUGGCCUCCCUGACAGACAUGCCUGAUACUGAUGUUACAGCCUUAGAGAAUGAGUUGGCAAAUCUCCAGCUAGAAGAGGAACGACUGAUCAAGGAGUUGGCUGAGGUAGAAUCUGAACAGGAUGCUGCACAAUGUGUUUUGGAGAAACACGAAGAGGAGAAGGCACGACUUGAGGAUGAGGAGGAGCGUUACUGGCGGGAGUAUUGCACCCACAAGUCUCAGCUCACAGCCAUGGAAGAUGAGAAUAGAAGUUUGAAGAGUCAGCUGAGCUACACGCAAAAUCAGCUUGAACGACUGAAGAAAACCAACGUAUUCAACACCACUUUCCACAUCUGGCAUUCGGGGCAUUUUGGAACCAUUAAUAAUCUCCGGCUGGGUCGUCUCCCCACAGCUCCAGUCGCUUGGCAGGAGAUAAAUGCUGCCUGGGGCCAAACCGUCCUUCUCUUGGCUUCACUUGCUAGGAAAAUUGGACUUAAAUUUUCAAAGUAUAGAUUGGUUCCUUAUGGCAAUCAUUCAUAUAUUGAGGUUAUAGGUGAAAAUCGUGAAUUGCCAUUGUAUGGAUCUGGUGGAUUUCGAUUUCUCUGGGAUACCAAGUUUGACGCAGGGAUGACGGCCUUCUUGGAGUGUGUGGCCGAGUUCCAGCAACACGUUGAGGCACAAGGAGGCCAGGCGGCACGAUUCUGCCUACCUUACCGUAUAAACAAACACUGCAUCGAAGAUCCCAAUUCCUGCAAUUCUAUGUCCAUUAAGAUGCAGUUCAACAGUGAGGAGCAGUGGACCAAAGCUCUCAAGUUCCUGUUGACUAAUCUGAAAUGGGGACUUACUUGGGUAUCUUCAGCCCUUUUUUCUAGCACACAGGGAGAGGCAUAGGAGGAAGCCAUUAUUGUGAGGAACAAGUAUCCAGAAAGGCUUGGGAAACAAUUUGAGGAGAGAGAGACCAUGGUGGGGCUGUUGUCACACUUACUGCAAAAACUAAGAGAGGUAGUGUAGUGUCAGAAUUUUUAUUGGAAGUCCUACUCAAGUUUGCUUGUUUGGAAGACCUACACUGGUUUUUAGUAGUCAAUAUCCUGCACUGUUGUGUGGAGUUACAGGGAGAAAUCAGCUAGAUAUUGGGGCAUUGUGGAAGGAGAACACCAUAGCACAGGAGUUAGAGUGAAUGAUUGAGAGUACUGUAAUUGAAUGGGAAAUCUGUAUUUGUUUUGUGUCUGGCCAUCCUGCAGUAUACUGUAUUGAAGCAGGUUUUGAAGGAGUGAAAAAAUAAAAUAAAAACAAUUACAGUAUACAGGGGUAUAGGAAUUAAUGUUUUUUUUAACUGAAUGGCAAUACAAAAAGUGAAUUUACACUGUAGAAUUCCGUAUUAAUUAUCUGUAGUAACUUCCUGCCUUCCUAUUGUAAGUACAGUACUACUGUAUAUGACCCUGAAGCUAGCACCCAAGUCUUGAUAUGUUUGGUGGGUCAGCACAAGACCGAGAAUAUUAACUGGAAAAUUUUUUCUAUAACCCAACUACAGUAGUUAACAAUGCUUUAGGUAAGUUACAUUUGUUAGAAUUGUAUGUGUGUCAAGCAGCAUAAAUAUAUCACCAGAUUUUUGUAUACAGGGAGAGUAAGAUAAAUUUUGGUGGGAAGUGAUGAACAGCAGUGUUAUAGAAUACAAGUACAGUAUUCCUCUUUUAUUGGAAAGGUUCUGUUCCUGAAAACUCUUGUCAUGUGCAAAAUAGCAAAAUGUCAAACUAUAAUUUUCCCACGAGAAAAUAUUUUAAGGGGUGAUGCAUAAUUGGGCUGAUUUUUUUUGUACAAAGCAUUUAUAAAUCGAUGAAGGAUCAUGAAAUACACACAAAUACAUAAUAUAAUAGUUAGAAAUACUCUAGUUAAUCCAUCCUAGAUGUAUGGGAUUGAAAGUUGGAAAUGGAACGAUGGAGACCAUUCUAAAAUUCAACUGUUGAAUUACUAGAGAGGCAAUAAAAAUUGCAUGCAAGAUGCAGAGUGGCUAUGGAGUCUCAGAUAGGUUAGAAGAGGUUCGUUGAUGUGAUUUGGAUGGUGGUCUGACUUUUUGUCACUGGUGUAUUGUAUAUCAUGUUAUAUUUACUAAAUUUAGAUGCUAAUGUUAUUAUUUUGGAGGUGAUGAAGCAAUGGUUAGGUUUAUUCUGAACCAGUGUCGAAAUGUUCUAGAACCGAUUUAGAAUGGGGAGAAGAAUUUAGGCGUGUAACGAAUGUGUAGGAGUAUGGUAAAAGGAAACACAAUGGUAGGAGGUAGACAGCAUGCAGUAGCUAAAUGAAGUAUUGUAUGUGAGGGAGUUGUGUUGUAGAGGGAAUGGAAUAAGUUUAGAUAGACAACUGGUAUUUAGGUAGGAAGAUUUCUUCUUAUGUUCAUCCCAUCAACAGAGGCUCCUGUAAGAAAAUGAGGCAUGAGUGGUACAGUCUCGUUCAAGAUUCUUCAAACACUGCUGGAGACAGCUGGCAACUCAAGGCCGUUUGUUUACUAUAGUACAUAGUAUAAUAUAAUACGAAACAACAAAGCCCUACCA